GGCUGCCCGGAUCAUUUUAAAUGGUGCACUUCCGUCACAUGUGAACGUUCGGCGUGGUUUACAUGUCGGUGCUGUUACUUUGAGUGUUUUGAAUUCGAGUGGUGCCCUUUCUCUCUGACAGUGUGUGAAUAUGAAGCUUCUCACGCACAACAUGUUGACCUCUCACGUGAAGGGAGUCACAAAGGGAUACCCGCUGCUCAUAAAGGCCACUGAAGUAAAAGUGAAUCAGCUGGAUUUCAACCCUCAAUUUGUGAGCCGCAUGAUUCCCAAACUCGAGUGGGGGGCCCUCGUCCAGGCUGCAGGGGAUUUGGGGUAUCGCCAGGACCUGCCUGGUGAACUGGUUGUAGAUUAUGAGCAAAAUGAAGAAUUCCUGAAGAAAGUGCACAGAGUACUUCUAGAGGUGGAGGUGAUGGAGGGCUCUCUAAAGUGUCCUGAAUCAGGACGGGAGUUCCCGAUCACUAAAGGAAUCCCCAACAUGCUGCUGAACGAGGAUGAAGCAUAAACAUCUCUGUAUCUGCAGAGCAAACCUUCCCCCCGUCAAGACUGUGUUCGGACAAAUGGACCACUCUGCAAUUACUUUUAGCAUUUCGAGUGUCAGCUCCUGAAGAAAACUAUCUGGAAAUGUUUAAGGAAAGUUAACCCUUUUUGAUUUUAUCUGUAUUUAUUUUUGUAAUUGUUGUUUUUUCUAAAUAAAACUAUCCAGAUAUUCCUCACA
Oryzias melastigma (Indian medaka) is the source of this 715-nucleotide messenger RNA. RefSeq names its product tRNA methyltransferase subunit 11-2 (gene trmt112). The transcript is spliced from 4 exons. Gene Ontology annotation, molecular function: protein heterodimerization activity. The record is from RefSeq and is a predicted model, not a curated record. NCBI's taxonomy places the organism in Eukaryota, Metazoa, Chordata, Actinopteri, Beloniformes, Adrianichthyidae. Gene Ontology annotation, biological process: rRNA (guanine-N7)-methylation; tRNA methylation; peptidyl-glutamine methylation. The coding region runs from base 131 to 502 and encodes 123 amino acids.